AGGUUGGAUGCCUUAAGAAGUUGGAUGUGGCGAUGUUUGCGGUGGAUUCAUUGAGGCAAUUGGCGAUGAAGUUUCUGGAGCGACCCGAAUUGGCCCAUUUUCAUUUCCAAAAAGAAUUCUUGAAGCCUUUUGAGUUCAUCAUGGCACACAACGCUAACCCAGACAUGCGAGACAUGGUUGUCAGGUGUAUAUCGCAGAUGGUCUCGUCCAAAGCCCAGAAUAUUCGGUCGGGUUGGAAAAACAUUUUUGUUGUGUGCUCAGCGGCCGCAGGGGAUGACAGCAGCGCCAUUGUAACUUUGGCUUUCAACACCACUAAGUCCGUGAUCCGGACGUACACGGAUCUGUUUGUGGGGACCGCCUUUGUGGAUAGCAUCAACUGUCUGGUUGAGUUUGCGUGCAACCAGCACUUCCCCAACAUCGCCAUGGAGGCUAUAGACCGCAUCCAUGAGUGUGCCGAGCGCAUGGCUCAGGAACAUAGCUUCGGCGAUGAGUUUGAUGACGCUGCCUGGGUGUCCGGCUGGUUCCCUAUCCUCUUUGGGCUGCACUCGGUCAUGUCCAGGACUUCAUUGGACAUCCGCACCAGAGCGCUGACGAUUCUCUUUGAGAUCCUCAAAUCCCACGGCAAAAAGUUCCGGUCAGACAACUGGAAAGAGAUCCUGCAGAUUCUCUUCCGACUGUUCGACGACCAGAAACUGCCCGAACGCAAACACGAACGCAUUGCAUGGCUCAACACCACGUGCAACCACGCACUGUUUGCCAUUGUGGAACUAUUCACACUCUACAUGGACCAGCUAGAACCCAUGCUGGCUGCCUUCUACGGCACUCUGCGGUGGUGCAUAGACCAGGACAACGAACAGAUUGCGCGUAGUGCUACACAGUGUCUGCAAGUGUUGGUGCUCUCUAACGGUCAUCUCUUCACCAGCGCCAGCUGGGAUGCCACAGCAAACGCCGUGAAAUCAUUAUUCGAGGGCUCCACCCCACGAGGUCUGGUCAGCUUCAACGCUACCCUACAGGCACAACACGACCGAGAAGGCGUUCCCAAAGACUCGCAGCGACAGGGCUUGGACUUCAACUCCAUCAUCAUCAAGUGUGUGGUGCAGUUGGAGAUGAUCCAGGCGGUGGAGAACAUAGUGCUGCAUGAGAGCGGCGUGCAAGCACAGGCCGACUUUGCCACGAGGCAAGCGUUACAGAUGAAGACGUCCAGCGAACCCCAGGAUAAGGACAAUAAAGGAGGAGCCGGCACAGCAGGUGCUACCGCAGAAGCGAGUACAGAUACAGAUGCAAAUACGGGUGGGAAUGCGGACGUGCCUACAUCCAUACAAGGGUCAAAUAAAGAGGAACUGGCCCAAGACGAGACUGUGGAGGAGCCCCAGGAGAAAGACAAACCAGAGGCUGGCAUGUACACCUACCUCGAUCCUAACCAGUUGAAGAUACUGUUGGACUGUCUACGGGAUUCGCACGAGUUUGCAAAGGGCUUCAACAACGACCAACGGCUGCGCACUUCUCUGUGGAAGGCUGGCUUCAUGAAACAACUGCCCAAUCUGCUGAAGCAGGAGACAUCGUCCUUGCACGCCAGUUUAGGCAUAUUAUUCCGAAUCUACGAUGACGUCAGUCGCGAGGAGAUGUGGACAAAUGUCGAGAGUCGGCUGUACCAGUUUGGCAACCAAAUCAUGGAGUUGUUUGUGCAUCUGCAGAGUGAUAAACAGCGCGCCAUCUGGUCACCCGUAUUGGUGCUGAUCCUCACCAAGGUACUGGGCUUCAAUGACGAUCGGUUCGCCCGCCAUGUGGGACAGUACUACAGCAAUUUGAGUGAGAUGAUGGCGCUCGAUAUGCGGCCCGAAUUACGCAGUAUAUUGCGCGACGUCUUCCGGCGGAUUGGCAAUCAGUUCUUCAUCAUGUCUCAGCAAGCAUCGGAGAACGCGAAAGCUUAAAGUAUACACGUGGAAUGAUGCCAAGCCUGCUAUCUUCUCGUCUGUAAUACUGCUUUCAGAAGACUCAACGGCCAUACAUCUCAUGUGAUCAGCAUUUGAGGUGUCUCUCAAUUUAGUGUAAUAAUAUGAUCAAUGUUAUAAUAAACGGUUUUAGAAUGGAGGUUCACAAAUGAGACCUUCUAACUGUGCA
Molecule: messenger RNA, 2121 nt
Organism: Sphaeroforma arctica JP610
Lineage: Eukaryota; Ichthyosporea; Ichthyophonida
Exons: 12
Coding region: 33-1931 (632 amino acids)
Source: RefSeq, a predicted model, not a curated record